Messenger RNA from Hippocampus zosterae (dwarf seahorse), 3557 nucleotides. RefSeq names its product nuclear transcription factor Y, gamma (gene nfyc). The transcript is spliced from 11 exons. Lineage: Eukaryota; Metazoa; Chordata; Actinopteri; Syngnathiformes; Syngnathidae. Bases 1427 to 2488 code for a protein of 353 amino acids. The record is from RefSeq and is a predicted model, not a curated record. Gene Ontology annotation, biological process: regulation of DNA-templated transcription. Gene Ontology annotation, molecular function: DNA-binding transcription activator activity, RNA polymerase II-specific; protein heterodimerization activity; DNA binding. Gene Ontology annotation, cellular component: CCAAT-binding factor complex; nucleus.
AUGAUGAUUAUUCAGUCAUUUAUCUUGUUUUAGAAAGUAACCAUUUUUUGGGUCUGUUUGCAUAUAGUUGAUGUAAAAAGUAGGGAUGGGCGUUUUGAUAGCAGUGUUAGACAAAUCUCAUCUCUGAAGACAUUUUAGUGCCAAAUUUGGGAUAAAUUUUUCACUUUUCAGUCUCUUUUUUUUUUUUUUUGCUUGUUUAAAUCAUAUGUUUAGAUUAGCCUGUCGUUGUAUUUAACAAGAUGAUGCAAAAGCAUCAAAUUGUAUUCUCCGGACAUUCCCGAAGGCAGAAGAGCGAAGAAUGAGCCCAAAACAUUUUAGUGGCGAUUAAAGAAAUAUUCCUGGAAAAAAAAAUCGUACUUCUAAUCACUGCUGUUAAGUUUGUUGCAUUUUUAACAGAAUCAGGAAAUGUUGUCAAUGAGUUUUGGUGCAGUUGACAAAAUAUCAUUGGUAUUUUGUUGUUGGCUUCUGAUGCGGCAGUGACCCACCAGAUUGACGCUGCGUCACAUAUAUUUCUGCUCACCGUGACUAUACAAUCCUACAAGUUCAUGGACAUGAUAUCAGAGGUCUAAUUGUUGUUCCUGCGCCUGUUUCUGCUCGUUUCGAGUAUUACACUUGCUGCUAAUUUAGACGAGUCUAAUGUAGUAAUACCACUCUUGGCCUUUUGGCAGAGUUCUGUUCUCCAGCAAUUGUAGUCUACCUGGCAUGUCUUCCUGUACAUCGCUCACCGGGUGCGGCGUUGUGCCGACCGGUCUCGUGUGAACACCUGUGGCGCUAUGGCACUAACUCGGGCAAACGGCCCUCACAUCUCUUCAGCGCGAGACCACAAUCCAGACACUCUGUAGCUGUGCUUGCCCAGACUUGCCGCCCCGUAUUCGCCCCCCACAGCAGAUUCCUGGCAUGCCAUAGUAACCUGCUGGAUCCUCUUUUAGACCCCCCGCACCCCCCAAAGUCUAUCCUUCGGCUUCCUCCUUAGCUAGCAGCUCUCUUCUACAUGUUACUUGGUUUCUUUGUGACUGAACACAGUGGCACAGCUCCAAAACAUGCCAGGGGAGGAGCUCCAGCUAUGUGGAAGAUGAUGACGUCCCCGGCAGAACCAGAAUAGAAGUCCAAUCAGACCUUACUUUUCAAACGAAGACGAUAAUAAUAGUGUGUGAUGGAAUAUGACCCCGUUGUGUUCGACAUACCUGCUUAAACGAUGCCACGCAUUGUGUUAUAAUAAGCCACUGAGCGCUUCGGUUCAUUCUGGGCCGACACGGUUUUAGAAUGUUUCCAGCGCGGGGGAGGCAUGUUGGCGAGAUGGCGGCGUCCUCUACUUUAAUAGCGUGGCAACACACGAGUUCAGCCGAGAGGAAGGCCACGCCGUAAACGGCAAUUGAGGACAUUUGUCAUCUUGACACGAGGUGCUCAAUUACAAGCUUUGCAGAUCAUGUCCGCGGAUUCGUUUGGCGCCGGCAGCAGCGAUGCCCAGCAGACUCUUCAGUCCUUCUGGCCUCGCGUCAUGGAGGAGAUCCGGAACCUGACUGUGAAGGACUUCCGCGUGCAGGAGUUGCCUCUGGCUCGAAUCAAGAAAAUCAUGAAGCUGGAUGAGGAUGUGAAGAUGAUCAGUGCCGAGGCACCGGUGCUGUUUGCCAAGGCGGCGCAGAUCUUCAUCACGGAGCUCACCCUCAGAGCAUGGAUCCACACGGAGGACAACAAGCGACGCACCCUACAGCGCAACGACAUCGCCAUGGCGAUUACCAAGUUCGACCAGUUUGACUUCCUCAUUGACAUUGUCCCCCGAGAUGACCUGAAGCCCCCGAAGCGACAGGAGGAGAUGCGUCAGACGGUGGCCCCGGCAGAGCCGGUGCAGUACUUCUUCACCCUGGCGCAGCAGCCCGGCGCCGUGCAGGUGCCGGGCGCGCAACAGGGCCAGCAGGCCGGCGCGCAGACGGCCGCCACCAUCCAACCCGGGCAGAUCAUCAUCGCGCAGCCGCAGCAAGGACAGAUGCUUCAGGGGGCCACCAUGCAGCAGUUACAGCAAGUGCAGGUGCAAUCACAGAACACGCCCAUCACGAGCGCUCCCGUGGCCAUGCAGGUGGGUGACCAGCAGGUGCAAAUUGUGCAGGCGGCGGGGGGUCAGGCACCGACGGCCCAGGCCCAGGGCCAGACCAUGCAGGUCAUGCAGCAAAUCAUCACCAACACGGGCGAGAUCCAGCAGAUUCCGGUGCAGCUCAAUACAGGCCAACUGCAGUACAUCCGCCUGGCCCAGCCCGUCUCUGGCGCACAGGUGGUCCAAGGACAGAUUCAGACCCUCGCCAACACGCAGCAGAUCACACAGACCGAAGUGCAACCGGGACAGCAGCAGUUCAACCAGUUCACCGACGGACAGCAGUUGUAUCAGAUCCAGCAGGUGACGGUGCCGGCCGGUCAGGAUUUGAGCCAGCCCAUGUUCAUUCAGUCCACCAGUCAAACGGGAGAAACGCAGGUCACGCAGGUCACCAGCGACUGAGCUCCCGACUGACCACCUCGUCCAAAACCAGGCCCUGCCUCAGCCUCUUUUUUUUUUUUUUUUUUUUUUGUGUACAGUAGCGCCUUGUCUUUGUCACACGCUUUCGGCUGUGCUCCCGUCUGCCAUUUUACGGGAUUAGCCAUAUAUCUCACACGCACACACCAGGGCUGUGCAAAAUUCUGAAUUUCAGUGUGACUUAAAAAAAACAAAAAUAAAAAAAAAAUGCUACCCAUCCAUCCAUCUUCUACCGCUUAUCCGGGGCCGGGUCGCAGUGGCAGCAGCGUUAGCAGGGAAGCUCAGACUUCCCUCAAGCUACUUCUUCCAGCUCUCCCCGGGGGAUCCCCAGGCGUUCCAUUUCGGCCGCUUGUAUCCGGGAUCUCGUUCUUUCGGUCACAACCCAUAGCUCGUGACCAUAGAUGAGGGUUGGAACGCAGAUCGACCGGAUAAAUUGAGAGCUGAGCCCUCUGGCUCAGCUCUUUCUUUACCACGACAGACCGAUACAACGUGCUACCACUUUAUUAUAAUAAAGUCUACAUGAGUCCUUAGAAUAAUAUUUGUACAACAUUCAUGUCAUAAAUAGUCUUACACACUGAUUUUGCAUCAGGAAUUUCUUUCAGUUGAAUGGAAUCUGAAUUCUACUUCCCGCUAUUUGAAUUUCAGUUGCAAUUCUGCGGCCAGUUUGCCACCUCAAUUCCAAUUCAAGCUCAAAUUUAAGGACUGAAUUGGAAUUUAGGGGUCGGUUUUAAUUCAAUUCUGAAUUUUGCACAGCCUUCGGACACGCAUGCACGGAGGAGGAGCAUCAGCAGUUACAAUUAACACCCUUAUUUUUUCUUGGGUGUCUUUUUUUAGUGCUGCCUCUUUGCCUUUAACAGCGUUUCAUCCUUUUUUUUUUUUUUUGUACAGUAAUUGUCAGCGAUUGUCCUCAUUUGUUUUUGUGCAUGUGGUCCAAACUGCAGCAUGCGUGACAUGCGGUAAGAUAGGUACAAUUUUAUUUUUGGGAUGUUUUGUAAGCAAAUUUUGUUGGUGACCAAAAAAAAAAUGUAAAGAAAAACCCUUAAACAUUUUUUAA